Aspergillus calidoustus is the source of this 1065-nucleotide messenger RNA. Lineage: Eukaryota; Fungi; Ascomycota; Eurotiomycetes; Eurotiales; Aspergillaceae. The record is from the annotation of a GenBank genome assembly.
AUGCCUCUAGAAGGAGUAAAAAACAUAAUCCUCGUCCUCUCCGGCAAAGGCGGCGUCGGCAAAUCCUCCGUAACGCUGCAGCUCGCCCUCGCGCUCACAUUGCAGGGCAAAUCCGUCGGAAUCCUCGACAUUGACCUCACAGGCCCGUCGAUCCCACGGCUCGUCGGCCUCGAGGGCGCGAAAAUCACGCAGUCGGCGAAUGGAUGGGUUCCGGUUCCGGUUCAUGAUGCGGGGGCUUUACCUCCACCUGCACCCAGGAAAGAGGUAGAUGGGCAUGGGCAAAGGGAUGGUGAUAAUGAGAAUGCGAGUGGCGAACCUACAACCACACCAACAACGCAGUCGACGAUAGAUUCAGGAUCACCAAGUGACCUAGGCAGCCUCCGCUGCAUGUCACUCGGCUUCCUCCUCCGCGACCGCGGCGACGCCGUCAUCUGGCGCGGGCCCAAGAAAACAGCCAUGAUCCGCCAGUUCCUGACAGACGUCUACUGGGGCGCGACGGACGUGCUCCUUGUCGAUACACCGCCCGGAACAAGCGAUGAGCAUAUUGCGCUUGCGGAGGAAUUGCUCAAGAUAUCUACGACGGAUCCUACAGCAGGAAACACAGCGGGGUCGUUGCCCCGCCUCGCCGGCGCCGUCUUGGUGACAACCCCACAGGCAAUCGCGACGUCGGACGUGCGCAAGGAAGUGAAUUUCUGCGUCAAGACGAAUAUCCCCACCCUCGGAGUUAUUGAGAAUAUGUCGGGUUAUACGUGUCCGUGCUGCGGGGAGGUGAGUAAUCUGUUUUCGAGCGGGGGUGGAGAGGUCAUGGCGCGGGAGAUGGGCGUUCGGUUUCUUGGGCGGGUUCCUGUCGAUGUGCAGUUUGGGGCGCUUGUUGAGAGAGGGAAGGUCGAGGGGGAGGAUGGGAGUGAUGAAGAGGAUGGCGAGGUAGAGGGGAAUGGUGCUGGGGAGGAUAAGAUGGAAGUUGAGGUUGAUGAGCGGCCGUUGGUGGAGAGGUAUCGGGAGUGUUGGUCGUACGGGCGGUUUGAAGAGUUUGCUAAAACGUUGGUUGCGGAGAUUGAUCGGUAA